CUCCAAUGGAGCUCCCCGCCUGAUCACGAGGCAGUUGGAGAGGCAUGUUUCAAGUCAUGGAGCUACUCAGCAAGUAACGUCGCUUUCCUUCGUCUCUUCCCUCACCCCUCCCCCUCUUCACACCUCGAACAUCUCGUGGCACGCCGGCAUCAUGCGCAUGCUGCUCUCCUUCGUCGUCGUUGCAGCUGGUCUGCUCCAGGCUGCCAUUGCAUCCACCCUCACUCCACCCGUGCUCCCCCUCAUAGUCCGUAACCCGUACCUGUCCACCUGGCUCGGCAACGCAAGAGAAGAGCCAUGGCAGCAUUGGCCGAUAUUCUGGGCAGGCCAGUCGGUCGGCCUAUCCCUCCUCACCUACGUGCCCGACAGUGCCAUCGUCUACCCCCUCCUCGGCCGAGCGCAGGACUCGCUCGACCACUCCUCCAAGCACUACAAUGUCAGCGAGCCCGUCUACCUCGGGGCGCAGUACGACGCCUCCACCACCAACCUCUCCUACUCCAUCCCCUCGCCGCAUGGCCGGCACGCCGAUGCCGCCAAUCUGACCAUCUCCUUCCUCUCUCCCAUCACGCCCACCUCGACUCUGCGCCAGUCGUUGCCUGCGAGCUACAUCUCCGUCCACGUAAAAGGUAACUUCGAUGUGCACGUGUACAUUGACGUCAAUGGCCAAUGGGUCAGUGGGGACCGGGGGUCACAGAUCGUUUGGUCGUUCGCGCAAGAUGAUGGCGAGCAGGAUGGCACGGCGUUGCAGACGUUCAGCGUGAAGCGCAGAGACGAGUUGUUGUUCACCGAGCACGGUGAUCAAGCGGAAUGGGGCGAGUUGCACUUCACCGCUCCCCUGGGCAUCAAGUAUGAGGCGGGUGUCUCUGGAGACUUGCGCCGGUAUUUUGCCAAAAAGGGGACCUUGACUGACCGAGUGGAUACCCACUUCCGUGGCAUUAUGGACGAGGAGCCAGUCUUUGCAUUCACCAAAGCUUUCCACCUCAAUUCCAACUCGAGCCACUACAACGAAUCGAGUGCCAAAGAGGGCAGUGUGGUCUUCACCAUCGCCCACGUUCAGGACCCUGUCACGCAAUUUGCCUCUGGUCGUGGCCUGACCUGGAUGCGUCCGCUUUGGAAGUCUUACUUCUUCACUGCAUCGUCGCUGGUUGCGUAUCACUACAACGACUAUCAUCAUGCCUCUCAACUUGCUGCCAACUACUCCGCUCAGGUGGCCAAAGACGCUUUUGCAAGCGGCAGCGACGACUACAAAGACAUUGUAGAGCUCAGCGCCCGCCAGGUCCUGGGAGCCACUUCAUUCUCUGGUACGCCUGAUAACCCUCUUAUCUUCUUGAAGGAGAUCAGCAGUAACGGUAACUGCCAAACGAUCGAUGUCAUCUUCCCGGCCUUCCCGUUCUUUUUGUACACCAACCCGAGAUGGCUGGCAUAUCUUCUGGAGCCUUUGAUCGAGCACAUGUUGAGUGGGCAGUAUCCCAAUCAGUAUGCCAUGCACGAUUUAGGAGCGCAUUUCCCAAAUUUGACCGGCCAUCCUCUUGGCCGGGACGAGUAUAUGCCCGUCGAGGAGUGCGGCAACAUUCUCAUCAUGGGACUGGCGAUUGUCAAUAGCCUUUCGCACGGUGAUGGAUGGUCCGCAAACUCGAUGUGGAGUGCACUUGGAACGGCGAAAGAUGCAGCGGCAACCGAGCGUCUGGCGGAUGGUGUGACCCCAUUUGCCCUACCUGAUGCACUGGAGAUUAGAGAUGGCAUCCACGGUCUGGAUGAUCAAUGGGGCGGCGUGACUGCAAAGCACCAGGCACGCAAGUGGGUCUCUCGGUCGUACAGACUCUGGAAACAAUGGACCGGCUACUUGGUCGAGUUCUCUCUUCUGCCGGAGAACCAGCUGUGCACCGACGACUUCGCCGGCUGGCUGGAGCUGCAGACGAACCUUGCCCUCAAAGGCAUCAUCGGAAUCAAAGCCAUGAGCGAGCUUGCGCAGGUGGUGGGUGAGCGCGGAGACGCGAAGUACUACCGCAACAUCAGCGAGGUGUACAUCAAGGACUGGGAAGGAUAUGCAAUGAGUCCCGACGGCGGCCGCGCGAAGCUCGCAUACCACUGGCAAGGCAGCUGGACAACGCUCUACUCCCUCUUCGCCGACGCAGUGCUGUGCUUUCAUCCCAACGGCAACUUCAGCGAGGACAGCACCCGCCUUCUCGUCGGCGGCGAUGACCAAUUGCCCAUCCUUCAGCAAGAAGCCACCACCUCACGCAGCAAGAACUUCAUCCCCAACCACAUCUACACCACGCAAUCCCGCUGGUACGCGAACGCGAUGCAAAAGUACGGCCUCCCGCUCGACUCGCGCCACCUGUACACCAAGUCGGACUGGGAGUUCCAGGUGGCGGCGGUGGCGUCGCGCAAGACGCGCAAGGAGAUUCUCGCGCGCGUGGCCAGGUGGGUGAAUGAGACCGCCACGGACCGGCCGCUGACGGACUUGUAUAAGACGGAGGAGGACGGCGGGUUCCCUGGGAAUCGCUUUACGGCGAGGCCGGUGGUGGGGAGUCAUUUUGCGUUUUUGACGCUUGAGAGGGUUUGUGGAGGGCGGGCGGCGGGGGUUUUUGAAUAUGAGGAGUGAGAUGGUGGUGGAGAGCUGCAGAGGUGAUGUUUGAGUGGAUGUUUGCAUGGAUAGUCGUGGUCAUGUAGCCGGGCGAGUCGGAAUUAUCACCCUGCAUUGCUAUGUUGAGUGUCCUCAUAUCAAUGCGCCUCACAGCUGC
Molecule: messenger RNA, 2741 nt
Organism: Neohortaea acidophila
Lineage: Eukaryota; Fungi; Ascomycota; Dothideomycetes; Mycosphaerellales; Teratosphaeriaceae
Product: glutaminase A L-glutamine amidohydrolase
Exons: 2
Coding region: 152-2602 (816 amino acids)
Source: RefSeq, a predicted model, not a curated record